Molecule: messenger RNA, 517 nt
Organism: Cajanus cajan (pigeon pea)
Lineage: Eukaryota; Viridiplantae; Streptophyta; Magnoliopsida; Fabales; Fabaceae
Source: RefSeq, a predicted model, not a curated record
AAGAUCCAUGGAGGCUCAUUUGUUCAGGGUGUAGCAGAAGUUGAUCAUGAUCAUGGUGAUGGAGAGGAAAACAUUUGGGCUUUUGUUCUUGGUCCUCCUCGUCUUAGCUGCUGAUGUGGCAGUGGAGAGAGGAGAGGCUGCAGUGUGCUUCGCAAGAAGGCAUGGAUUCCAGGGACGAUGCUUAGUCGACGCGCAGUGUGCACACGUGUGCAGGUCCGAUGGUUUCAUUGGUGGCGAGUGCCGAGGACCCUUUCGCAAGUGCUUUUGCAGCAGGACUUGUUGAAGAUCAACCCCUUUUCAUAUAUAUAAAUAAAUAAAUAGCACCUAACACUACACAUAUAGUGUACUCGGAUAUGGUGCUACAUGUCAAUAAUGUCGCUGGCUGCCGAUCACAUAUAUAUAAUAUGUGCUCUCUGUCUUUGGUUACCAUAAUAUACAUAUGUAUGGUAGAGCAAGGAUAUAUGGUGCUGUCAUCAAUUUAAGUGAUCUUAUAAUAAAUAAUGAUAUUGCCAAUAAA